Messenger RNA from Miscanthus lutarioriparius, 969 nucleotides. The record is from the annotation of a GenBank genome assembly. NCBI's taxonomy places the organism in Eukaryota, Viridiplantae, Streptophyta, Magnoliopsida, Poales, Poaceae.
AUGGCGGCCACUGCCACCGCCAUGGCCAUAGCAACUAUCUCCCCCUCCGCCCCGAUCCCAUCCGCGCCCUUCCCAUCCCUCCCCCUCCCCCUCGGCCUCCGCCUCCGCCCUCAACCCCUCCUCCUCGCUGCCUCCCGCCGCCUCCUCCUCCCUGUCCCAAAGGCCUCCUCCUGGGACGACUCCGUCGCCGAGGAGGGAGGAGAUGCGGAGGAAUCUGCCGCCGCUGGGGACGAGGAGGAGGACGACGAGGACGAGAAGCCGCGGCCGGAGCCGAUGUCCUCCUCCGAGUUCCAGUUCGCGGCGCCCCCCGAGGGCUACGUCGAGCCCGCCGCGUUUGACGAGCUACCGCCGGAGUCCCCAGAAGACGUGGCGGCGGCGUACGAGUCUCUCUACGGGCCGGCCUUCAGCGGCGAGUCGUUGCUGGGGAACAACGUCUACGAGGUCAAGGUGGUCGACCCCAUCGACAUGGACCGGGAGCAGCGCCCCAACGACGAUUUCACCGAGCGCGUCGUGCAGGUCAACCGCGUCACCAAGGUCGUCAAGGGAGGCAGGCAGCUCUCCUACCGCGCAAUCGUCGUCGUCGGCGACAUGAAGGGGCACGUUGGCGUCGGCGUGGGAAAGGCCAAGGAGGUCACGGAGGCCAUCACCAAGGCCGCCAUGAACGGACGACGCAACCUUGUCACAGUGCCGCUCACUAAGUACUCCACAUUCCCGCACAGAGCUGAUGCGGACUAUGGAGCAGCCAGGGUGAUGUUGAGGCCUGCUUGCCCUGGAUCUGGUGUUAUUGCUGGUGGAGCUGUGAGGGUUGUGUUGGAGAUGGCUGGCGUUGAAAAUGCUCUGGGUAAGCAACUGCGCAGCAAGAAUCCCCUGAACAACGCACGAGCCACCAUCAAGGCGACGCAGACGAUGAAGCAGUUCAAGGAUGUCGCCGAGGAGCGUGGUGUACCAAUGGAGGAGCUAUGGAAAUGA